Caenorhabditis angaria is the source of this 1967-nucleotide messenger RNA. The record is from the annotation of a GenBank genome assembly. NCBI's taxonomy places the organism in Eukaryota, Metazoa, Nematoda, Chromadorea, Rhabditida, Rhabditidae.
AUGUUCUUUUUACUAUUUAUAUUAACUAUAUCUACAAAUUCAAUAAAUAAUCAACAUAAACAUCGAGAUCACAAAUACAAAGAAAAGUACAGAGAAAAUGAGGUAUUUGAGCUAACUUCUGAUGAUUGUUUGAACGAGGCACAAGUUAUGGAUAUACUUAUAAAAAGGAAAGAUUAUUCAAAGCAUAAAUUACCGGGUAAGUAAAAAUAGAAAUUAUAUCACAAAUUAAAUGUCAUAGAUCAAUCUUAGAAACUUUAGAAAAUUAAAAAUAAAUUAUAACUAUAGUAUUGUUUUGUUAGUCCAACUAGAAAAAAAUGAGUGAACUUUCGCGGCAUGUUUCAGCUGUCAAAAAUCAGAAAAAUUGCAAGUUCUAGCCUUUGUGUAAAAAAAGUUGUCUAACUUUUCUCCUAAUAUAAUUUUGAAAUGAAAUAUCCAAUUAGCAGCAGCACAUGUUCGUAACUAACAUUUUGCACCAACAAAACAAAAAAACAUUUGCAGAAAAAAACGGUGUCACAGUCUACGUUGAAUUUUGGAUUCAAGAGAUCAAUUCGAUUUCGGAGAUGACGAAUGAUUUUGAAUUAGAAAUGUAUAUUAAUGAAAUGUGGUCUGAUCCGAAUCUCCAAUUUCGUGGACUUGGAGCUUGUAAAGCAAAUAUGACAUUGGAUCAACAAACUUUGAAAAAGAUAUGGACUCCAAAUACAUGUUUUGUGAAUUCGAAAUUUGCAGAGAUUUAUGAUUCACCUUUUGAAAAUGUGUUUCUGACGUUAUUUGAAAAUGGAACAGUUUGGGUGAAUUAUGUAAGUUUUAGAAAUAGCUAGAUUGUUAUCAAAAUAGUUUUCAGCGUGUUCAUGUAAAAGGUCCGUGUAGUAUGGAUUUGGAAGAUUUUCCAAUGGACACACAAUCUUGUCGCUUGAAUUAUCAAAGUUUUUCAUAUAACAAUGAAGAAGUUCGAUUGAAUUGGAAUAAUCAACGAAUUCCAGUUUUUGCUAUCAAGGAAGUGAGUUAUCAAAUCAUUUUAAAAAAUGAAGAAAAACCUUAUUUUUCUAGAUUCGAAUUGCUGAUUUUUGGCUUCGUGACAUACGUCCAACAAUGAUAAAACGUGAAUUCCCCGCUGGAUUUUGGGAUGAACUUAUUGUGACUUUUGUGUUUGAAAGGCGCUACAUGUGGUAUUUUCUUCAAGCCUAUCUUCCCACAUUUUUCUCCAUUUUCAUAAGGUGAGUGAGAGCUUGAAAUAAUUGCGCGAUUAAAGAAAAAAAAAGAAUUUUCCAGUUGGUUGGCAUUUUCUUUGGGACCACAAGCAAUUACACCGCGAACAAUGAUUGGUGUAAAUGCACUUUUAUCGAUGAUAUUUCAUUUUGGUUCAAUUAUGAAAAACUUACCGCGAGUUUCGUAUGUGAAGGCAAUAGGUGAGAUUGGGAAAUUUGGAAAGGCGGAGACAGAUUUUUUUAUUCUUCAGGGAUUUCUGGACUAGACACAAGAACUUGAAACGCCCUGAAAAUACCAAAUUCUAGAACUUUUUGUUUACUGCAAAAAUAAAAUAUGAACUGAUUUUUGAAAAGUAUCACAUCAUGUUUUUCUAGACUCAAAUGUUUUUUUUUUCAAACCAAGAAUUGAAAAAAAAGUUAACAAAAGAAGUGUUACUAGAAAACGAAAUAAUUCAAAUGAUCAUAAUUUUGUUAUUUACCAAGGAACAAAUACAAAAUUGUAUUUUUUGACAGAUGUUUGGAUGUUGAGUUCGAUGACAUUUGUGUUUUUAUCUUUGAUUGAAUUAGCGAUUGUGGGUUAUAAAAUUCAUAUUCAAAAAGACGAUAGUAUGAUUGAAACAAUUGAUCGAAUUGCAAGAUUUCUAUUUCCGGCAGCUUUUAGUAUUUUUAACGUGAGAUCUUUCAAAUGUUUUUUUUUGACGUCAAAAAGUAUACAAAUUUCAGAUAAUCUAUUGGGCGAGAUACGGAUUCAAAGUUGGCUGA